Molecule: messenger RNA, 2856 nt
Organism: Cephus cinctus (wheat stem sawfly)
Lineage: Eukaryota; Metazoa; Arthropoda; Insecta; Hymenoptera; Cephidae
Product: golgin subfamily A member 7
Exons: 3
Coding region: 43-558 (171 amino acids)
Biological process (GO): protein targeting to membrane; peptidyl-L-cysteine S-palmitoylation
Cellular component (GO): palmitoyltransferase complex
Source: RefSeq, a predicted model, not a curated record
AGGACAUGCGCUAGCAAGGCAGAUAUAUUCGUUAUAGAUAUCAUGAAUAAAAUAUUACAUUUAGCACGCAAAAUGUUCACCAUCAACAAGUCCAUCGUUAAGGGAAAUCACACAGCUCUUACACCUUUGGAAGACAUGUCAGGUGCUCGAGGUCAAGGUGGAGGAGGGCCACCUCAAAAUUGCCUGAAAGUUUUUAUUCAGCGAGAUUACAGUGAGGGUACUAUGGUCAAAUUUCAAACUAGAUUCCCUUCAGAACUUGGAGACAGGCUGGACAGACAAUCCUUUGAAUACACGAUCAACCAAUUGAACAACUACUUCGCUGAGGCAGAACGUGCCAGUUGUUCAACAUACUGCGAAGGUUGCCUUGCCUGUCUAACUGCCUAUCUAAUCUACAUCUGCACGGAUACACAUUAUGAAAAAUGUUUGCGGAAAGUGGCCAAAUUCGUGAAUGAACAGAAUGACAGAGUGUACAGACCACGAGGAUUACUCCUCACAGACCCAACCACGCGAGGUCUUAGGUUAAUAGAAAUAUCGGUCCUGGAUAGACCCGCGUCGUGACUGCAUGUUAGCCGAUCCACGGAGUUCUUCAUGUGACCCGCUCACCUUCACCAUUUCAUCAGAAAGACCCACCCACAGGCUGUUUACAGUGUAUCAGGAUGUCGUAGCGUCCCAACCUGGCCUGCCUCCGCCAGUCGCGCGAGGUGAGUUUUAACAAACUCGUAGUGGGAUAAUGAAUCAAGAGGUACCGUGAGUACCUUGUUCAUUUUCCAUGCAACGACUAAGGAUCUUAUACUACUGUGGCUACAUACUAUUAUUAUUACUACAACGUCAUUGUGACUGGGAAUAUCAUGCACGACUACUGGUUUUACUAUUACACGAUAUGAAGAUUGACUCCCUCGUCUCUUGGCCACGACUUGGGCUGCUACCGCGUAGAUAAUUAAAACUGCGUAAGAUAACAGACGUUAAGGGCAUCUUUUAGGAAUGCAAAAUCUUUCUACUAUUUACUUUUUGGUAUUCCUGGUAUUUCCCGUUAACGUGCAUUCUGGUUACGACAGUGAAUUCCUUCGUUCAAUACCUGCAAGAUUUGGUGAAGCGCGAACCACUGCCUUUUGCACAGUGAAAGAGUUCAUUCUCAUUUCGUAGCGGCAUUCCCGUUAGCUACGAGCGUUAUCGUUGUCGAUCCCCUCAUGAUUCAUGAUUUAUCAUGGAUGCGUAUUAAAAAAAAGGACUUAACAACGGUAUCGCCGUUAGUUCAAAUUUUCUAUAAUAAUCCACGUGCGAGGAAAAUAUCUAGAAAAUUAUAUGGAAAACUUAUAGAACGUGGUUAGCUGAUUAUUAUUUCUUCUAUUAUAUGUGUCGGCAUUGUUCAAGCGAAAUUCCUUCGUUGCUUGUUGCAUUUACAGAAAGGUACUUAAGGGCAAUAGAUUCAGUUUUUAAUUACACGAAAGAAACAUAUCUCUAGCAAAGGUGGUAUCGAGCGCCAUUGUGCGACUUGAUCCUAUUAAUUUAUUUUAUUUUUUUUUCGGAAUACCCAAUGAUUUCAUGGAUAAUAAUUUAUGAGGAAUACGUUCCAAGGUUCUUAGGUAUUUACAUAAUUGUUACUUCUUCCUUCCACGUUAUAGCUUCCAUCGUUAUCUUUUUAUUGUAUCAUGAUAUAUGGUAGGAGUGGGUGACGAUCCUUUUUUAAAUGCAGUUCAUUUGUAAUUGCUAGGAUCAUAGGUUGGACGUUCGAUGGAACAUGCAUUCGCUGUGCAAAUUGGGUCGAAAAAAAUACUCGCGAAAGUGAUUUGCGAUGAGGAAUCCAUGGAUUGGCUAAGAAAAUGAAAAAAAAAAUUCAUAAAAGUGAAAAAACGUUAAAUUGAUAAUUUAAUAUUAUAGCAAAUGUACGAUGUACGAGGGAGAGAAAAUUAGGACACUUCAAUUUAAACGAUAUGCAGUAAUCGGGAAUGGGCGGUAUUGGAAAAUCACAUGCAAUUAUUUUCCUAUGUCCAUCAAUUUUGAAAUGACUAUACAAGCUUACGGUGCACCUUGACAAUGGGAAUAAAGAAUAAUGAGACUACGAGCAACUUUUUUUACAACAUAACAUCUAAGUACCUCUUUUACAAGACAUUAAAAAAAUAUAUACUAAGAGAAUAUAUGUAUAUUUAUGAGACUGUUUUUCUUCUUUUCAUGACAUAACUUAUCCCAUUCUUGCCUGAAUAAUUAUAUGCACGAUAUUUUGAUAUAUUAUUAAAUGAUUCCAGCAUAUAAAUCUAUAUUAUAACAUUUCAGCAAAUGUAUCAGGAUCGUUGAAAACAGAUUUUUCCAACUUUUCACAUAUUCAAGAGAAGAAAAUUCGACUAGUUUUUCUCAAUCAUAGCCGCCUCUUCCUGAUUAUAAAAACGAGAUGAAUUCUCGUGACGAUAGGACGACUUGCGGAUUCGUACAGACACAUGAAACAGCGCAUCACUGCCUGAGCAUAUAUGUACAUAUAUGUAUAGUAGUUUGUCCUCGGUGCCAGGUGGGUCGAUUGUAACGAAACUCAAUUUAAAAAAAAAGGAAAGCUCUCUCUAUUUGUCGAAGCCCCAAAAGCCACCGAAGACGUCGAUCGUGCGAAUUCCGUUAUGUAAUCGUGACUCCAGGAUGACGCGUGCACCAGGUCGUGCGGUAUCCCACGAGUCUCCCUCGACAAUUGUAACAAGUGAAUUGCAUAAUAUGUAAAUAGAACAUUAUCGACCUAUGGAUUAUUGAGAAGUAACAGAUUGUUAUAAUUAAUUUAAUAGUAGGACCAAAUAACUGAGAAUUAAUAAUUAUAAAUGAUAUCAUGGUUUGAAUGUAAUUUCUAAAUGUUUUAUUAAUAAAAUCAGCGUAAAUCCA